Messenger RNA from Dioscorea cayenensis subsp. rotundata (Guinea yam), 3782 nucleotides. RefSeq names its product ubiquitin carboxyl-terminal hydrolase 15-like. Gene Ontology annotation, biological process: protein deubiquitination. Gene Ontology annotation, cellular component: cytosol; nucleus. The record is from RefSeq and is a predicted model, not a curated record. The coding region runs from base 666 to 3569 and encodes 967 amino acids. NCBI's taxonomy places the organism in Eukaryota, Viridiplantae, Streptophyta, Magnoliopsida, Dioscoreales, Dioscoreaceae. Gene Ontology annotation, molecular function: cysteine-type deubiquitinase activity; cysteine-type endopeptidase activity. The transcript is spliced from 15 exons.
AGAGAGAGAGAGAGAGAAGCAGUGAUUCUUGUACAGCAAAACAGCCUUGUGGUGGUGAGCAUGGAGAGAGAAAGAGAAGAAAAGAAACCAAAGUGGCCAAGCUAAUGUUGUGGUGAAGGGAUAGUACUGCGGCAUCAGUGCCCAGAUCUCUUUAAUAACUCUUGCUGUGCUUCUCUCUCACUGUGUGUGCUUUUCUUUCCCCUUUCAUUUGAUGAGUGUAAUGCAGAGGACACAGAGGGAAAUCUAUUAAUUGUGGGAUAUCUGGAAAAGUUUGGGAGUUUCUCUAUUGUUAAUUGGUGUCUUUUGUCAUGUGGUGUUGUUUUACUGGGCAGGGGCAGCAGCAACAGCGCAGAGAGGGAAGAAGAAGAAGAGGGAAAGCUUGUGGCUGCUUCUACUGCUGCUCUUACUACUCACCACUGAAAGGGUAAAGGAAAGCUGUGAAAGAGAGAACUUUGCAAGCGUUUGAAGCUUCAGAGCAGGAAAGAUAGAUUUCGGUCUUUUGCCAUGCGAUCUUGAAGUAAAAUGCUGGUACAAGCAUUCUCGGAAAUCCGCUUAAACUGGUAGAACGUCCUUAUGCAUUCGUAAAGGUGAGGUUACUGCCAUUUAUUGGUGUGCCGCCAUUCUGAGCUCUGGUGCAAACUGGAUAUGAGUUUAUUGGUGGGGACAUGCUCCAGCCAAGGGAAGCUGAUCUGCCUGUUCUCUUUCUGGUCUUGAUUGUGCUUCCUGUGGCCACUUACAUUCUACUCGGGAGAUGGACUGAAGCAGCAAAGAAGAAAAAUAGGAUAAGUUUGCUUGCUCAACUAGCUUCAGAAGAAGCCUUUAGAGUAGAGGCAAUGACUUCUGCCGAUGUGAUCCCACCUUUGGUCUCUUCAAAGACGGGCUUUUAUGUGUGUGCCAGAUGCUUCGCUCCUGCCACUACUCGCUGCUCUAAAUGCAAGUCAAUUAGAUACUGCUCAGGUAAGUGCCAAAUAAUACACUGGAGACAGGUGCACAAACAAGAAUGUCAGAUGUUGCAAGACAGUAGGUUAAAUAAUCUCUCUGGGAGUUUGGCCUCUGUUUCAGAGUCUGCUAUGCUGGAGCAUUCCAUAUUUGAGAACUCAAGACCUCAAUUCCUUGACGAUGAUAGGGAGGAACUCCUGCAUAAUGAUACUUCUUCAAAUCUAUCAGAUGAUUCUUGUGUCACCUUUGCUACUAACUUAUCUGAUGUGGCACUUGAUUCAGCUCAGCAUUCAGCAGUAGGGAAAAAAUUGCUAGAAAAAAGUGCAUCAAAAAAAUUGAAGCGAGAGAAAUUUAGAAAUGAUGGGUAUGUUUCAUGUUCUAAAGAUGAAACUAUUAACUGUGAUUUGGCUCCAACUACAAGUUCAAGCACCUUGUCAGCAGAAGUUUCCUUAGAAGGUGUUUCAGUCAGGCACAAGUUGGGAACUGAGAAUCAUAUUUCUGCCAGUAGAAAUCAUAGAAGUCAGGACACCACCAGCCAAAUCUUUUCCCAUGCUCCAAACGUUCUAAGAAAUAUACUGCAUCAGUCUCAUAAGUCAACAGGCAAAAUGAUGAAUGUCUCAAAAUCAAAAGGCUCACCUAUCUUGUCGACUUCAGUGUCUAUGAACAGAAAUGCAAUGAGUGAACAUGAAACUGACAUGGAGUUCAGUUCAGAGGAAGUGAGCAUUCAUAAUGGUAAAGCUUAUUCUGCUAGUGAAGAAUUAGAUUUAACUUCUGCAGGUGAAAAAGCUAAGGGAAGCUUAAAGUAUAAAAAACCUCCAUACACAGUGGGAACCAUUUCUUCCUUAUCCCAAAAACUGGCAGAUGAAGUACCAAAAGGUCAAACCUUUGUGGGGAUUGCAAGGAACACAUGCGUGGAUGAUGAAUCUAGGAUACAACAAAGUAGUAUUUCCAAGAGCAUCCCUUCAGAUUGCUCCAAUAGGUUCUCAGUUGUGGGAAGCACCAAGACUGAUGGUUCAAGAAAGUCAUCUAAGAUUCCCAAGGGAAAGAUUGCUGGACUUUUAAAUUACUGUAAGAAAAACAAGGUGCUGUUUCCCUAUGAAGAUCUUGUUAAGCUUUUUCAAUGUGAAGUUUGGGACGUAUCUCCUCGAGGGCUUCUUAACUGUGGCAACAGUUGCUAUGCUAAUGCUGUGCUUCAAUGCUUAACAUGCACAAAGCCUCUCAUGGUCUACUUGCUGCGGAGAUUACAUUCAAGAACCUGUUGUGUUAAAGAUUGGUGCCUUAUGUGUGAACUUGAGCAACAUGUGUCCAUGUUGCGAGAAAGUGGUGGCCCUUUAUCUCCAAAUGGAAUCCUCUCAAAUAUGAGAAAUAUUGGGUGGAGAAUGGGUGGUGGAAAUCAAGAAGAUGCUCAUGAAUUUUUAAGGCUUUUACUAAUGUCUAUGCAAGCUAUAUGCCUCGAGGGCCUGGGUGGUGAGAAAAAUGUUGAUUGUAGGUUGCAAGAGACCACCCUAAUACAACAGAUCUUUGGCGGUCGCCUUAGAUCAAAGGUCAAAUGCAUGAGAUGCCAUCUUGAGUCAGAAAGAUAUGAAAACAUCAUGGAUCUCACCUUGGAGAUACAUGGUUGGGUUGAAUCCUUGGAGGAUGCACUCACCCAAUUCACUGCUGCCGAGGAUUUAGAUGGAGAGAACAUGUACAGAUGUGGAAGGUGUUCCACAUAUGUCAAUGCCCGAAAGCAAUUAAGUAUACAUGAAGUGCCAAAUAUCUUGACAGUUGUUCUGAAGAGAUUUCAGACAGGGCAAUACGGAAAAAUAAAUAAAUGUGUUACCUUCCCGGAUAUGCUGGACAUGAUACCGUUCGUGACUGGAACUGCAGACAUUCCUCCACUCUACAUGCUCUAUGCAGUUGUUGUACAUUUAGAUACCCUCAAUGCGUCAUUUUCUGGGCACUAUGUGUCCUAUGUUAAGGAUCUACAAGGAGCAUGGUUCAGAGUUGACGAUGCUGAGGUGCAAGCAGUGCCAUCAAGUCGGGUAAUGUCUGAAGGUGCUUACAUGUUAUUCUAUGCCAGAUCUUUCCCGCGACCGCCCCGGGUUUACACUGAAAAACCAUCAUUACAAGCUAAAGCUAUUUCAAGGCCUACCACAGCAAAGGCACAUAAAUCUUCUGAAUUCAAUGAUGGACAAAGAGAGACGUUGUCAGCCUUGGGCAACCGCGUUGCUAUGGCAAAUGAUUUUAUAGCUGAAAACCGUGGGAGCGUCGGGGAAACAUUUUCAGACUCAUUCAGCAUGGACUUUUCUGAUGCUACUUCAAGUGAUUGGUCUCUCUUCACAAGCUCCGAUGAAUCAUCAUUUACUACUGAGAGCACCCGGAAUUCAUUCAGCACUGUUGAUUACGGGGAUGCUGCAGGCCUCGACCCCAUUGUAUCACUGUUUAGUCCAUACUAUGGCCCGGAAUAUCCCAUAAGCAGCACCAUAUCCUGUACGAAGUUCUCGCCAUGUAAAGUGGAGACGAGAUUCGUUUCAGAGAGCAAAGCCUUUGUUGUGGAUUCUUCGAAGAAUUUUGUACAUAGGGGACAGAAUCUGGAGCCGGUCAAUCUAUCUUCAGGUGGUAGAUACAAAAGUAGUCGGAAAGACUAACUUGUAGCAUUGAAUUCGAAAGUAUUGUAAUUUGCAGUCAGUAGAUUCUUUUAGCUUUAGUUAUGCUGUAGACAAUGUUGAUUAUCAGGUAAACAUAUCAGCAGUGCCUCAUUUUUUUUUAGUGGUAUGAGGCAAAUGCUUAAUGUCAUUAGGAUCAAUAGGAAAGAGAGGACUGAAGAGACUCAUGCAGUAAUGAAGCAACCAUUUUUUGUC